Molecule: messenger RNA, 822 nt
Organism: Exaiptasia diaphana
Lineage: Eukaryota; Metazoa; Cnidaria; Anthozoa; Actiniaria; Aiptasiidae
Product: polycystic kidney disease and receptor for egg jelly-related protein-like
Exons: 2
Source: RefSeq, a predicted model, not a curated record
GUAAGGGCCAACCACAGCGUUACUGUUGCAUCAUAUACAACUUUAUCUAUAAGAUGCACGUCCAACUGUUUGGAGAAAAUAAACCCCAAUAAGAAACAGGUWUUGCGWGCACAAUGUAGUGGCGARGGCUGUGGAAAAAUUAGGRCAUACGAAUGGAUGAUUUUCUUGUUCAAUGCAUCCAAUAGCAACUGGGARGCUCUUGAACAACAGCUUAACACAACAAGUAUUUUAGAGGAAGGAUUAACGUUCACAGUGAACGAUUUUGCAGAUUUGAUUGGCUUYAACAAUGUCCAGGAUGAGUUCUACAAAGUUAAAGCAAUAGCUUAUUUUAAUGAMUUCGUUCACAUAUCUUAUGAASGAGAGUUCGUGUUAAAUGCUGUUCCAGAAAGCUCCAACUCGUCAGCCUGCWCUGUWGUCCCAAUGACUGGCUUGGCUAUGGAUACUUACUUUAGAAUAUCAUGUGAGGAUUGGAAAGAUGAAGACUUACCACUAAACUUCAAGUUCCAGUAUGUCAGUCAGUUUGGGUUAAUAAUGCUCAAAUCUGGAAUUUCAGACACUUUUACCACACAACUUCUUCCUGGAAGUAAUGCAUCAGACUUUAUGAUUGAAAUCACUAUAAUUAUUAGCGAUAAAUAUGGAGCUUCCAAUACSAGAAGCAUUCCAGUAAGAGUGAUGGUGCCUUCACAAGAAGAAGCAAAAAACAGGAUCCAGAAUGUCGAUGGUGAACUAGAUGAGUUAGUUAGGAAAGGUGAUGCAAGCAAAGUCGCUGAUAUGUCAUUGUUUGCACUCUCCUUGAUGAAAGCCUAUGUCCAAGACGAAGAC